CUUAGUGAGAGCGGAUUUCACCGUUUUCGUGUGGCGCGGUCGUUUCGCCGUGGACAGAGCUCUCUACAAAAAAAAAAACAACAACCAAAAACCGACCCCGGUGGCUUAACGGAGACGGAGAGCUGUGGUUGUGUCGGGGGAUUACGGCUCUCCCGUCGUUUUAAAGUUCCGAUCUGCUGCCGCAGGAUUGGGGAAGUUUAGUUCUGAAGCACCCGUGGCUCCACUUCCCUGCAGACACACUCUUUAUAAUCAGCGCCUCUCACAUGACUCGCUCGGAAGUGGUGACACACUGAAACCCUGAAAUUGCAGAUAUGUCACAGACUACAGUCUCGUGAUGGAGAAUGUAACGAGAGCUCCGCGGCAAAUAGGCUCCCACCCUGAAGCACCCUUAGCAUCACAUGUCUCGUUGGCCUGCCCGGUGACACAAGCUUGCGUUACUUAUCUAUCCACCUUAAGUGUCAAAUGUCCUUUUAACAGGGAAGCAGGGCUCAGUAGACACCAGUGUUAAAGGGCUCACUGUCUGGCCAGCCGGUUACAUUUUGCACAUGUGAGAGAAAUAGUUUUUUGUUUUUUGUUGUGUUUCAGCGUGCCAUGUGGGAGUAGACCUUCCCGGGAGGUGCCAUGCUCGCCACGCAGAUGCCAGACACGCCACCCGAGGCCAAAGACGUCAAACAGAUUAAAGAGAAGUUGGCCCAGUCGCUGAAGGCCCUGCAGAAGCGAUACGUCACGUCAGACACAGUCGUGACCAGUGAAGAUGGUGAUGCCAACCUGCUCUGCUGUGCCCUGGAGGCCAUCUUCAUCCAUGGUAUCAAGGGCAAGUACAUCCACUCGGAGGCUGGGGGUCGGACUAGGAAGGGAGACCGGGGACCCCUCCCUCAACCGUUCUUCUGGAGCCUCCUCAAGACCGUCACCCACCGCGAUGUCAUCACAGAGCUAGAGAAGAUCAGCUUCGUGGGCACGGAUGUGGGCCGCUGCCGGGCAUGGCUGCGGCUGGCCCUCAACCACGGCCUGCUGGAGUGCUACCUCGCGUCGCUGUUUCGGGAGGACUCCAUGCUGCAGGCCCACUAUCAGCCCAGCGCCUUGCUCCUGAACACUGAGGAGCGGGACGUUCUGCUCAGCUACCUCCAGGGUCUGGCCUCGCUUACAUUCAGCCUGUCUUACAAGUCGGCUGUUCUCAACGAAUGGACCACCACGCCCUUGGCUCUCGCUGGACUCUGCCCCUUCUCCCAGGCAGAUACACACGACCCGCCCCUUAACGGUGGGGACCAUCCCACCUCCAAGUCCACGUGCAAGGAAUCGUGGGAUACGGUGUCUCAGUCAUCGUGCUCAUCAGAUGCUCCGUGCCCCAUGCUAUUGGUGGUGAGGGGGUCAAGUGAUUUACAAGGGGGUAGGACCGCACUCAACUCAUCCAAUUUAAGCCUGGACACCACAGGCUCCUCUCAGCUCUCCUCCAGCUUCAGCUCCGAUAGCCUCCUGCAGGGGCAGGACCCACGCAGCCCGACAGGAGAGCAGUGGUCCUCGUGUGACCUGGACUUGCCCAUUAAUGUCAACAUCAGUGCCAAGAGGCCACAGAAAGAUUCGCUGACUGAGUUUCGGGAGAGCGGGCAGUGCAGUCAGGACUCCUUUGUCUCAAGCCCGGGUCCGGAUCAGUUUUCAGAGACGGCAAUUUUCAGUGGCUCUGACAGUGAGACCCAGGGUGCCGCUUCCCCAUCCCAAGACCUCACAGCCCAGCCCCCGAACUCUGUGCUCUCCGAACCAGAGCCACCACCGACCUCCCUUGAGCUGCCAUCGCCUGAGGACAGCCGUGUUAACCACACUCCCUCUGAAGCGUGCGAUUAUACCUCUGAGGAGUUACACUUGGACGCUGGCAUUCUCUCCACGGUCGGCGGGCCGGUUGCGUCUGCGGGGCCUGUAGAGGGAGUAAAUACGGCCACUGUUAAGGAGAGUAGUGAGCCUGGCCGGGAAGAGAAAGAAGCAGAAAGCUCAGAGAAGAGCACAUCAGAGCGUCCAGUGCACCCAGGGCCACAUCGCUCUACCAGCAUCCUGAGCAGGAAAUCGUCCUCAGAUUCCCUAUCACAUUCCCAUUCCUGGAUCUCUGAGGAUGAUAUCUACAAGCCCCAUCUGGAGGAGGUGUCGGACCACGAUGAGGCGCCGCCUCCUGCUCCCGCGCCCGAGGCCAAGGUCUCCCAGUCACCCCCCAGUGUCGUCCAUCGCAGACAAAUAGGCCUGUCCAACCCGUUUCGUGGCUUACUGAAGCUCGGUCAUCUGGAGAGAAGAGGCGCAAUGGGAAUAUGGCGCGACUACUACUGCGAGCUGUCGCCCUUCGAGUUCCGCCUGUAUUUCAAUGCAGAGGAGCGGACAUGUUGUGACAACUGCUCCCUGGUACGAUGCGAGGACGCUCGCAUCACCUCACCUGAGGGCCGCUUCGAGCUGUCCUUUCCGGGGAAGCGACUGUACCUCCGAGCAGCCAAUCAUGACGAGGCUGAGGACUGGGUGGACCGGAUAGUCGAGGCCAUCAACAAAUGCCGGCCAGCAUCUCGUGUUGAUGAGCAUUGGGAGGUGCUGCAACCAUCCAGUGAGAAUGGUCUAGAUGAACGCACAUUUUCAUCCCUGUCCUCCUCUCCCUCCAGCCCGGAGAGAGGCUUAUUGUCAUCCGACACAGGUACAUGUGGAGGGCAGGAGGCACCUCCUCCUCUACAGGAGUUCGACUGGACUCGGACUGCUGAUUUGGAAACGGACGCCAUCAAAGAAGCUGUUUUGUACUUCUCGACAGAUCCCGAAGCUCGGACAUGGGUGCCUCUGAUCUUCUCCCUCUCCUUGGAGGCCAUGAAAGGCUUCCGGAUACAAGGGGGGAAAAAGUUUCUACAGCUAACCCAUCCCAUCGAGGAAAUCCGGGAUGUGGUGCCUGACGUCUCCCUGGGAGGUCCGGCCUUUUUCAAACUCUUGACCGUGAGGGAGACGCUUAGACUCAGGGCAGAGAACUCGGACGAAGCUCGCUCUUGGAGGGUUUUGAUCCGUGGAGCUCUGGACUCUUAUCUGGAGAGUGGGGAGGAUGAGGGCUCUGAGGAGCAAGCCAUAGUACGCCCUGGGGUGAGUGGAAAUCUACACAAACUGGUGCAGCACAGACUAAAAGAAAACGGAGCACUUCUAGUUCAUCUUUGCACCGUGCCCUCGGAGAAGGGACUGGACACUCAGAACUUCAAAUGUGCAGGGUGUCCUCAGCAGAUCGGCCCGUCCCUGGGCAGGGCCAGGUUGUGUGAGUUCACAGGCCAGUACUACUGCGACUCCUGUCACCACGGCGACACCACCAUCAUCCCCUCACGCAUGGUGCACAACUGGGACCUCACACAACGAGAGGUGUCCAAGAAGGCCCUGCGGCUGCUGGCUCAGGUGGAGCAGGAGCCUCUGCUGAACCUGGAGCAGUUAAACCCUGAGUUAGUAAAGCAUGCCGAGUCCAUGGCUCAGGCGCACAAACUGCGGCAGAGGCUGCGCCUCCUGGGCGACUACCUACUCACCUGCCGCAGCGGAGCCUACAAGAAACUCCAAGACAGAAUGGGGCACCGAACGUACCUGUUAGAGGCGAGCCAUCUGUACAGUGUCGAGGACCUACGUCAGAUAGCAGAGGGCCAAUAUGCAAACUACCUGAUGACGCUGUCGCAGUUUGCCUCCAACCACGUGUUUCACUGUGACCUGUGCACUCAGCGUGGCUUCAUUUGCCAGAUAUGCCACGCUGACGACAUCAUCUUCCCCUUCCAGUUUGACACCACCACCAGGUGUAAAGAUUGCAAAGCUGUCUUUCACCUGGCUUGCAAGGCUCCAGAGCGCUCGUGCCCUCGCUGUCAGCGAAUGAAGAAAUACCUGGAGAGGGAUCUUCAGGACUGAGCGAGCGGCCAGCAGGGCGGCGACGUGUAGCUCGCCACAAAGACCACCUUUUAACCAGGAAGCCAGGAGGUCGCUUGCGGGGAGAAAAAUAACAGAAAACUGAAAGGAAAAAACAAAAACAAAAAAAUCUAGCUUUUACACGAAGUAACCUCAAGUGCAAUUAUGAGCGCGAUGAACCUGCCCUAACUGACCUUAAAACCGAAGAGGGAGGUGCUACAGUAGCUAGACUCUCUUGCACUAAUCCAGAGGCACGUCGGGCCUCGGGAUGCUGACACAACGCAGCCAAAUGUAACUGACUUCAUACCUCUCCGAAUUUCAGAUUCAGCCACGGCAUCGAAAGACGGACAGGACAGCGGUGAAGGUUGCCGCCGACAUACAUUUUCACAUCGCGGCUUUUUACCUUGUUUGUCUCGAUUGUGUCAGAUGCAUUCUUAACCAUCAUGUUUACCGGAAACACCCUAUUAUGCAUUCGUCUUGGAUGCACAGAGAAAGUCGCAUACGUAAGCAUAAUACAGCAGUGAUUGAGGUCGGGUACUAUACAUGCAAAAUAAUGAAAACCUCACUUGAAAUGUUCUAAUUAACACAUUUUGAUUGUGCCUUCUUUUUAAUUUAAGCUUUACACUAUUUAGCUCUCGGUGUGUCAGUACUACUACAGGGCCAAAAAAAAAGCAUCAGAUUGCCAUAAGCAUGAGGUGAAAAUUACACAGCUGCAUUAGAUACUUUGUGCAAGUGUGAAAAUCCGUCAGCAAGGAGACUCCGUGGAAUGUUUCUCUUGGUGUAUUAACUAACUCAAGGUUAUUUAAACUCACAAACAGGCAUCGAUGUGUAGGAUUUAAGACACAGCUCUGAGUUCCUAAAGGCUCAGAGGCGGAGAUUUAAAAAAAAAAAAA
Messenger RNA from Xiphias gladius (swordfish), 4772 nucleotides. RefSeq names its product pleckstrin homology domain containing, family M (with RUN domain) member 1 (gene plekhm1). The transcript is spliced from 11 exons. The record is from RefSeq and is a predicted model, not a curated record. Bases 622 to 3882 code for a protein of 1086 amino acids. NCBI's taxonomy places the organism in Eukaryota, Metazoa, Chordata, Actinopteri, Istiophoriformes, Xiphiidae.